This is a messenger RNA of Nicotiana attenuata, 2869 nucleotides long. RefSeq names its product EIN3-binding F-box protein 1-like. The coding region runs from base 212 to 2149 and encodes 645 amino acids. Gene Ontology annotation, cellular component: SCF ubiquitin ligase complex. Gene Ontology annotation, biological process: SCF-dependent proteasomal ubiquitin-dependent protein catabolic process. The record is from RefSeq and is a predicted model, not a curated record. Gene Ontology annotation, molecular function: protein binding. The transcript is spliced from 2 exons. NCBI's taxonomy places the organism in Eukaryota, Viridiplantae, Streptophyta, Magnoliopsida, Solanales, Solanaceae.
ACUGUUUGUGAAAGCAAAAAGAACAAUACUUGUUCUUCUUUAAACAACCUUCUUCUUUUUUUCUCUCUAUUUUUUUUUGCCCUACUUAGAUAGGGUUUCAGUGAAAAUCUUGAACUUGUUUUUAUAUUUAAAUGCAAAUCUUGGUUGAAGAUAAAAUCUUGGUUGUGUUGUUGUUCUUGGCACAAAGUUUGGUUCUUUUUUCUCAGCAGCCAUGCCUACUCUUGUUAAUUACAGUGGUGAUGAUGAGUUCUAUUCAGGAGGGUCACUUUGUUCAGCAGAUUUGGGUCUUAUGUUGUCACUUGGUCAUGCUCAAGUUUACUGCCCUCUUAGGAAGAGGGCACGGAUUAGUGGACCAUUCGUUGUUGAAGAGCGGACAAAGAAUCCAUCCAUUGAAAUACUUCCCGACGAAUGCCUAUUUGAGAUCUUCAGAAGAUUGCAAGGAGGCCGCGAAAGGAGUGCAGCAGCUUGUGUUUCUAAGCGCUGGCUUAUGCUCUCGAGUAAUGUAAGGAGCUCUGAGAUUUGCCAUACCGAUCUUUCAGUUGCUGAUAAUGGGGCUUCAAGUGAUGCAAAAAUGGUCUCAGCUGAUGAAGAUGUUGAAGUAGAGUGUGAUGGAUACCUUACUAGGUGUUUAGAAGGGAAGAAAGCUACAGAUAUUAGACUUGCUGCUAUUGCAGUCGGAACUUCCAGCCGUGGGGGUCUCGGAAAGCUCUCAGUUCGGGGGAGCAACUCGGUUCGUGGUAUUACUAAUGUUGGUCUAUCAGCAAUUGCCCACGGUUGUCCUUCUCUUAGGGUUCUUUCAUUGUGGAAUGUUCCUUAUGUUGGAGAUGAAGGUCUUGUCGAGAUCGCGAGGGGAUGUCAUUCAUUAGAAAAGCUGGAUCUAUCCCAAUGCCCCUCAAUUUCCAACAAAGGUCUAGUUGCAAUAGCAGAGAAUUGCCCAAGUUUGACUUCUUUGACGAUUGAAUCUUGUCGAAAUAUUGGAAAUGAGGGCCUGCAAGCUAUUGGAAGAUGCUGUACCAAAUUGCAGUCUCUGACAAUUAAAGACUGCCCUCUUGUAGGGGAUCAGGGAGUUGCUAGCCUUCUCUCGUCAGGUGCUACAAUGUUGAAGAAAGUGAAACUUAAUUCCCUAAACAUCACGGAUUUCUCGCUUGCUGUCAUCGGUCACUAUGGCAAGGCGAUUACCGAUCUUAAUCUCAGUUCACUUCGUAAUGUCAGUCAGAAGGGGUUUUGGGUUAUGGGUAAUGCUCGUGGUCUUCAGUCUCUGGCUUCUUUGUCGAUCACUUUGUGCAGAGGAGCGACCGAUGUGAGUCUUGAAGCAGUGGGAAAGGGCUGUUCAAAUCUUAAACAUAUGUGCCUUCGCAAGUGUUGCUUUGUGUCUGAUGGUGGACUUGUUGCUUUUGCUAGAGCUGCAACAGGAUCUCUUGAGAGUCUCUUGUUGGAAGAGUGCAACAGGAUCACCCAAGCGGGCGUUCUAAAUGCGGUUUCAAACUUCGGCAAGUUGAAGUCUCUUUCCCUAGUGAAGUGUAUGGGAGUCAAAGAUUUACCUCUACAAGCUUCAUUGUUGUCACCCUGUGAAUCUCUUCGAUCGUUGUCCAUCCGCAGCUGUACAGGAUUCGGUAGCACUAGCUUAGCGAUGGUUGGUAUGCUGUGUCCUCAGCUACAUCACUUGGAUCUCAGUGGGCUUACCGGAAUAACAGAUGCCGGGCUUCUCCCUCUUUUGGAGAUGAGCUCCAAGGCAGGACUUGUCAAGGUUAAUCUUACCGACUGCCUUAACUUGACCGAUGAAGUUGUGUUGUCGCUAGCUAGGCUACAUGGCGAGACCUUGGAAUUGCUGAAUCUUGACGGAUGCAGGAAGGUUACAGAUGCAAGCUUGGUUGCAAUUGCUGAUAAUUGUCCAUUACUUAAUGAUCUCGAUGUUUCUAAGUGUUCAAUAACUGAUUCUGGUGUAGCUGCUUUAUCCCAUGGAGUGCAAGUAAAUUUGCAGAUUCUUUCGAUAUCAGGUUGCUCCAUGGUAACAAACAAGAGCGUUCCAGCUCUUAAAAAGUUGGGGGAGAGCUUAGUCGGUUUGAAUCUCCAACACUGCAACGCGAUCAGUAGCAGCAGAGUUGAGCUUCUUGUUGAGGACUUGUGGAGAUGUGAUAUCCUCUCCUAAGCCAACUGAGGGCACAAGGCAAUGCAUCCAAAAGGGAGGAUUCGGAAGAUGAGGAGUAAUAGCUAUUUGGUUCAUUCAGCUUGGCGGGAUUGAAGCAAACAUGAUCGUGGUUUUUGUGAUACCUCAGUGGCUUGGUUGUUUUCCAGGAAACUAUGACAAAACAACUUGUUCCGCCAUAUUUUUUGCAGGCUUCAUUUACUUAAAGCCUGUUCCAAAAUUUUCGGUCUCCUGUUUUUUGGAGGCUGCCUCUUUCACAGCCAUGGUAUCCUGAGAAUACAGUUACCAAAGUCCUGGUAUUAAAGUUUUCACUCGUGUUGCUCCUGCUCCUGUCUUUGAUAAACAAUGGGGGGUUUGAAUCACUAAUGCUUCUCUUAAACUUGCAUGGAUGGAUUGGUCAUGCACUUGCCUGGUACUACACUGCAGAAUCAGAGAGUCUUUUCAUAGUUUUCAUUCGUGUUGAGGAGUUGUUGUUGUAAGCGUUUACUUUGUGUCGUAGUCUGUAGUUGCAUUGCACAAUUUCUGUAAACAUGGUGUCUGUUAAUCAGGGGCUUGGUAAUGGCAACCUAGGUUGUUCUUCUUUGUCCAAGACCUAGUUUUUGAUAGGAUUAUCAAAAGUCCUAUUUGUGUAACAGGUUCCUUGUAUUCCAGAUUGUUACUUUGCAACUACCUUGUUAUGUAAUAAACUGUCUGUUUGUUUGUCCAAAUUGUGUUUAAUGUUUC